GCAGCAUACAAGCCACAAAUGAAUGGUGCAUUUUUUUUUCAUUGAAAAAAAAAACUUGAUCGAUUCUUUCUCUUGUCAUCAUGUCCAUUCAACAAGACCAACAUUUGCAUGAAGACUCAGUACCCAGUGCAGAACCUUUAGAAGUUCCUGCCUUCUUGGGCAUGACUGAGCAACAAUCACGUCUACUUGUUGCUCUCUACAAUGAAACUGAUCCCGAAUUUGCAAAGCAGAUGCCUACAGCUUUACCUAUUGCAGCACAACAACUCGCUACUGAAUACGAGAAGCGUAACAAUGUUGGCAAAAAGCUUGAGCGUGCCAAUGUCAAAUGGUCAGACGAAUAUAAAUUAUUUGAUAGUAUUCAACAUGAAGCUGUUGAAAAGCUAUCUACUACUGAAAUGAACAUUGAUAAAGCUGCAGAAGGACUUCAAUUAGAUGAAGAUCAAGAUUCUAGUAUUCAUGAUUUGGUUAUGGGCAGUUUGCUCUAUGGCGGUAUUCGCCGUGAACCCUCUGGACCCAAUGACCGUGCUUCCAUGAGUCCUGCUGCUAGUCCCAACUUUGAAGGAGCCAAGCGUUUAUUAGAACGUGCAUUUGAAAAGGGCUAUACAAUGGCUGCUGUCCAAAUUGGAUCUCUUUAUAUGCAAGAAGAAAAAUUAGCUGGUGGUGCUAAUUUAUCAGGUCAAUCCGCUAAGGGAUUGGCUUAUGAAUGGUAUCAAAAAGCAGCUGAUGCUUCUAAUCCUAUGGCAUGUCAUAAAUUAGGUUUCUUUUUAGAGAAUGGCAUUGGUUGUGAAAAGAAUAUCGAAGAAGCCAUUGAGUAUUAUGAAAAAGCCUAUCAAGAAGGUUAUCCCGAUUCUGCUCAUAACCUAGGUAUUAUCUAUCAAGGCUUUGCUCAGGAUACUUCGGCAUUUAAGGAUAUCAAGAAGGCCAUCGAAUAUUUCGAACGAGCUAAACAGUGGGGAUUCUCCGCAUCAUGUAAUGCACUCGGCAGAAUGUAUUUGCUCAUGUCAAAAAAUGCCGAGUUGGCUAAAGAAGCAGGAAACCCAGGUAGUGAACCAGAAGACUACAUCGUAACUGGUAUUGAGUUAAUGGAGGACGCAGCUAACAAUGGUGACGCAGAUGCCAUGAUGAUGCUCGGACUCAUUUUUGGCUCAAAAGAUUAUGGUCUUUAUGAUAUGGAUAAGGCUCAAAAUUACAUGGAACUUGCCCUUGUUCGUGGUGAUUUAGAAGCUUAUAAUUACCUUGUUCGUAUCUUGAGAGCUAAAAUGGCAGCCCGUGUAGCUCUUGAGAAGGAAAACUAUGAAAACUUUGAGAAACUAAGCCAGGCAGAUCAAGAAAAGCUUAUUCGUCAAUUGGCUAAAGAAGCAGCCCAAGAUAAUAUUUCACAUCGUCAAUGUGCUAAUAUGGACUGCAAUAAAAAGGAAGAAGAGCCUGGAAGUUUCAAACGCUGUGGCCGCUGUCAACGUGUCUCUUACUGUUCUCGAGAAUGUCAAAAGGAGCAUUGGAAGACAGGUCAUAAAGCUGUUUGUAAAGCACCCCAAGAAGAGGAAAAGUAAAAUACCUUUCCACCACAAAAAAUAAGAAGAAGACGAAGAAGAAAAAUGUAUUAUUAUGAUGAUUAAAUAUUGUACACAAAU
Molecule: messenger RNA, 1631 nt
Organism: Gilbertella persicaria
Lineage: Eukaryota; Fungi; Mucoromycota; Mucoromycetes; Mucorales; Choanephoraceae
Exons: 6
Coding region: 81-1550 (489 amino acids)
Biological process (GO): ERAD pathway
Cellular component (GO): endoplasmic reticulum membrane
Molecular function (GO): protein binding
Source: RefSeq, a predicted model, not a curated record